This is a messenger RNA of Penicillium brasilianum, 5689 nucleotides long. Lineage: Eukaryota; Fungi; Ascomycota; Eurotiomycetes; Eurotiales; Aspergillaceae. The record is from the annotation of a GenBank genome assembly.
AUAGCCCGUCCCAAAGCUGUCCUCUCUCUCACAACGCAUCUCAUCUCUUCACCCUCGAAAAAAAAAUCCCUUUAACUUACCUUCUCUUACCCCUUCCAUCGGUUCUUUGUGCUCCUCCCCCUCCCACCUUCCUCUCUCUCCCCCCAAUUUUGCAUGGCCCCUCGUGGGUGAUACCGUGUCCUCGAUUUACCCACCUCUAACUCCCGGAUAAUACGACCCUUGUCUCCCCUCCGGUCGUCAAUACUGGGUCUCCCUCGAUCCCGGCAUUCGCGCGCGCCGGCCUUGUCGCUGAGAAUCGCAACAUUCAGUCUCAGCGCCCGAUGAGACUGCGCUUGGUGAUUUGUUCAAGUCUUCUUUAAUAUCAGAAUCAUCGCUUUUUAAAUCACCACGCAAGGUGAAUUCGGCCUCGACAACCCGGAUGCUCGUUCGCCCUGAAUUGCAACAGGUUCUCAUUCAGUUUUAUGCCCUACUGGGCGCAACAGUAGCCUAGAUGGCUUCCGUGCAAUUUACCGGGGACGAUCAUAAUGAGGGUGGUCAUGAGAGCAACGAAGUUCAGGAGGUUAGCAGCAACAUCUCCAAACCGACCAAACGCCAAAGAUGGGCCACCACGCGCCAUACGGGCUCCGGCGGCGUGCGGAAACGUGUCUCCAUCAUCGAUCGGUUUCACAAGCGCUCGGAAGUGAGGGAUGAGAAGCGCAAGUCCGCAACUCCGAGCACUCCGGCCGACACCGCGUCCACCAACGGCGACAACAGCCAGUCUUCGGGUAUCAACCGAACGAUCUAUUUCAACUUGCCAAUCCCGGAAUCCGAACGAGACGAGGAUGGUCACCUUAUUCAUAACUAUCCUCGAAACAAGAUUCGUACCGCCAAAUAUACAGCUUUAACAUUCGUACCCAAGAACAUCUGGCUACAGUUUCACAACAUUGCGAACAUCUACUUCUUGUUCGUCAUUAUUCUUAACUUUUUCCCGAUUUUCGGUGCCAACAACCCCGGUUUGAACGCCGUUCCCCUGAUCGUCAUUAUCGUCGUGACCGCCAUUAAAGACGCCAUCGAAGAUUGGGGCCGGACUGUGUCGGACAACCAAGUGAACAAUUCCCCUGUUUAUCGCCUUGUUGAAUGGAACAAUGUGAAUUCGACCGAAGAUAAUAUUUCUCUAUGGCGGCGAACCAAGAAAGCGUCGACUCGGAGCGCCCUUGCAACGUACCGCUGGUGCAAGAAGGUUUUCGCUAAGAAAAGGGAUCAGGAGGGCGAUCUCGAAGAGGGAGAACGACGUGAUUCUUUCCUCACAACAGGGACCCAGCGAGCUUCGGUAUAUUCGCACCGCGACUCUCUUGCCAUCGAUGCUGGUAUCCCAAUGACCGAGGUUCCUUCACCUCAAGCUGAAGUCCGAGAAGACUGGCCUAUCCAGAGCGUUUCCGAGAACAAGUAUCUUUCUCCCAACAGCGCUCUUCGAGAAAGUGUCAUGUCGCCCACUUCGCUCGACAAGAAGACCGGAAGCGUUCUUGACAAGACGAAACAGACACCGGGAACCGCUCGUUUCAAGCGGGACUAUUGGAAGAGUAUCCAAGUCGGCGACUUUGUGCGUCUCUACAACGAAGAUCCAAUUCCGGCCGACAUCGUGAUUUUGUCCACCUCCGACCCCGAUGGCGCCUGUUAUGUUGAAACGAAGGGUUUGGAUGGUGAGACGAACUUGAAGGUCCGCCAGGCGCUUCACUGCGGUCGCCAAGUUCGACAUGCUCGCGAUUGUGAGAAGGCUGAAUUCACGAUCGAGAGUGAAGCCCCUCACCCUAAUCUGUAUGCUUACAACGGUGCAAUCCGUUGGGACCAACGGGACCCGAACUUCCCGGAUGCUCCCCGCAAGGAGAUGGUCGAGCCCGUGACAAUUAACAAUAUGCUGCUUCGUGGCUGUUCUCUGCGCAGUACUGAGUGGGUUCUUGGUGUCGUCGUCUUCACUGGUGGUGAAAGUAAGAUCAUGCUCAACUCUGGUGCAACCCCUGCCAAGCGCGCUCGCCUGGCCAAGGAACUGAACUGGAACGUCAUCUACAACUUCAUCAUUCUGUUCAUCAUGUGUCUGCUUGCGGGCAUCGUGAACGGUGUCGCAUGGGCUGCUCCGGAUAAAUCGUUGGACUUCUUCGACUAUGGGUCCUACGGUGGCACGCCCCCCGUCACGGGUAUCGUCACCUUCUGGACAGCUCUGAUUUUGUUCCAGAAUUUGGUUCCUAUCUCGCUGUACAUCUCCCUGGAAAUCGUCCGCACUAUUCAGGCCGUCUUUAUCCACAGCGACCUCUACAUGUACUACGAAAAGCUUGGGCUCUAUUGUGUGCCCAAGUCAUGGAACAUCUCGGAUGACGUGGGACAGGUCGAGUACAUCUUCUCCGAUAAGACCGGUACUCUAACACAGAACGUCAUGGAAUUCAAGAAAGCCACCAUCAACGGCGUGGCCUACGGCGAGGCAUACACCGAAGCUCAAAUUGGCAUGAGACGCCGUGAGGGGGCAAAUGCUGAUGAAGAAGCCGCCGUAGCUCGUGCACAGAUCGCGGCUGACGGAAAAAAGAUGCUGGAAAUGCUGCGUCGUAUCCAUGACAACCCCUACCUGAAAGAUGAAAAUUUGACUUUCGUUGCUCCCAAUUUUGUCGCAGAUAUCGAAGGGCAAUCCGGCCAGACGCAAAAGGCAGCCGCGGAACAUUUCAUGCUCGCUCUAGCUCUGUGUCACUCUGUCAUUACCGAACACACUCCGGGUGAUCCUCCCCAGAUUGAGUUCAAAGCCCAAUCACCCGAUGAAGCCGCAUUGGUUAGCACUGCUCGCGACUGUGGCUUUACCGUUCUUGGUCGUGCCGGUGAUGAUCUUCUGUUGAACGUCAUGGGCGAGGAACGCACUUACACUGUCUUGAACACUCUUGAGUUCAACUCCUCGCGGAAGCGUAUGAGCGCAAUUAUCCGCAUGCCGGAUGGCACGAUUCGUCUAUUCUGCAAGGGUGCCGACAGUAUCAUCUACUCGCGUCUGGCCCGUGGCAAGCAGCAGGAGCUCCGACGCCAAACAGCCGAGCACCUCGAGGAAUUCGCCAAAGAAGGACUUCGAACACUGUGCGUUGCUGACCGUCUUCUUAGCGAAGAAGAGUAUCAAACUUGGAACCGGGAGCAUGACAUUGCCGCUGCUUCAAUCACCGAGCGCGAAGAGAAAAUGGAAGAGGUUGCAAGCAAGAUCGAGCAGGAGUUAAUGCUCAUUGGUGGAACCGCCAUUGAGGAUCGUCUGCAAGAUGGCGUGCCAGACACCAUUCAGCUGCUCGCGGAUGCUGGUAUCAAGCUGUGGGUUCUGACUGGUGACAAGGUUGAGACUGCAAUCAAUAUUGGAUUCUCGUGCAAUCUACUCAACAACAACAUGGAUCUGAUCGUCCUCAACAUCCCGGAGGGUCAGCACGAGCAAGCGGCCAAGGAACUUGACAAGAAUCUCCAGACUUUCGGCUUAACUGGUUCCGACGAAGAGCUCAUUGCUGCUCGUGAGGAUCACACCCCACCAGAACCCACCCACGCCGUUAUUGUCGACGGGGAAACACUCAAGAUGAUGCUUGACGACGAGCUCAAGCAGAAGUUCCUUCUGCUUUGCAAGCAAUGCAAGGCUGUUCUCUGCUGCCGUGUCAGUCCUUCUCAGAAAGCUGCCGUUGUGAACAUGGUCCGUCACGGUCUGAACAUCAUGGGCCUGGCUAUCGGUGAUGGUGCCAACGACGUCGCCAUGAUUCAAGAGGCAGAUGUCGGUGUGGGUAUCGCCGGUGAGGAGGGUCGACAAGCCGUCAUGUCCUCGGACUAUGCUAUCGGACAGUUCCGCUUCCUUCAACGCUUGCUCCUUGUCCACGGAAGAUGGUCCUAUCGUCGUCUAGGAGAGUGUACUGCCAACUUUUUCUACAAGAACUUGGUCUGGACCUUCGCUCUCUUCUGGUACUGUUGCUUCAACGACUUCGACGGCUCUUAUCUCUUCGACUAUACCUAUAUCGUCCUGGUCAACUUGGCGUUUACCUCGCUGCCGGUUAUCUUUAUGGGUAUCUUUGACCAAGACGUCGAGGACCGGGUCUCUCUUGCCGUACCUCAACUGUAUAUGCGCGGUAUUGAGCGCAAGGAGUGGUCGCAGCUCAAGUUUUGGAUGUACAUGUUCGAUGGCUUGUAUCAGUCUGUGAUCUGCUUCUUCAUGCCUUAUAUGCUAUACCAGGCAGCCAACUUUGCUACUGCAAAUGGUCGAGACAUUGCUGAUCGAACCCGUAUGGGUGUUUUGGUUGCCACUUGCGCCGUCAUCGCCAGCAAUGUCUACAUCAUGAUGAACACCUACCGCUGGGACUGGUUCACCUGCCUGAUUAAUGCAAUCAGCUCACUCCUGAUCUUCUUCUGGACUGGAAUCUAUACGUCUUUCACAGCAGCCGGGCAGUUCUAUGAUGCGGCGAGUGAGGUCUAUGGUGCUCUCAGCUUCUGGGUUGUGCUAUUUGUAACAAUCACGAUUGCCUUGCUCCCCCGCUUCAUGUACAACGCGACCCAGAAGGUGUUCUUCCCCCUGGAUGUGGAUAUCAUUCGCGAGCAGGUUACUCUCGGCAAAUUUAAGCACCUGGAACAGUUCGAAGAUUACGUGCCUCCAAAUGUGGGUGCGGCCGCGAUCGUUAGCUCGGCGACCUCCUCGGAGCUUGCUAAGCCAAUUCAAACAGCAGUGAAGCAGGACCAACCCGACCCGGAGGGAGCUCAACGGUACUACGCACCCUCUCAGCAUACCAAUGGUCACAACCCUCGCAGCCAGAAUGGUAGCAACGGCACAAACUACACCGAGAGCUUGGACCAAUGUCCACGACCCCAGUCGGUGGACUACGUCCGUCGUUCCCACGACCGAACGCGGCACUCCUUUGAACGGGUUCGGCAGAGCUUUGAGCAGAGCAACGAUUUCACCUCAGCAGCUCGGCUUCAACGGAUGGAAUCAAGCCAUACUCAAGCUUCCAACCAAGAUCCGUUCCGCUCUCCAGGCGAGCCUCCUGCCCAUAUGAUUUGAGGGUUUACCCCAAUGGCUUUGCAUAAAGAUAGCGUUGACGACCCGUCAUUAACGACUUUUCCUCUCCCCCUUUUCACUAGGCUAGUGCCACCUAGCCUGUGAAUCUCUGUUCUAUUGCCCUCUACCCUUCCCAUCUUCAUGAGCAAUAUGCUGCGGUGUUUUUUGUGACUUUCUUCUCUUUUCUUUAAAUUUCUUUCCAGCCUUGAUAUUCCCCCUGAUAGAAAGCAGGCGUUCGGUAUACUACAGUCGGUCGGAGGCUUGGCGCAUUUCCUUACCCCCUUUUUGGUUUCCAACCCCAGCCUCGUUCUCUUUACACUACAUGGGAGUCCCUCCGUUCUCCUACCUGUUCACAUGUUUCAUAGUGUCUACUGGCCCUUUGUACAAAAGCGUUCCUUGUCUCCUUGCAACUACGCAAGACAAUUCGCAUUUGAUGGCUUCCCCGCUCUUCCUUUCUCUUAUUCUGUGAUUCCCGCUAGCUGGGGUUAUAUUCCCCUUGAAUUCUUUUUCCUUGACGUUUUUUUCUUCUCUUUGCUAGUCUCUGGUAUCUAUCUUGUUACUUUUGCUGGGGCUGAGCAGGCAUGGCCCGGGGAUGACAUACUUUAUUCUAUUCCACGGCCUCCAUGAAGGAAAGUUACUUAAUGCGAAUAUUACAUGAAUGCCUUUAUUGCG